UCUUAUGGAUUCAAUCAAUACGUUCGUCGCGCAGUGUAAAGAUAAACUGAGUUUUGACUUUCUUUGGGGGAAAACGAACAAAAACAGACAUAUGAAGAUGCCAAGGUCUCGGUAUGAUCGCUCUCGGUCACGAUCAGAGAGCAGUGAGAUGGAAAUCAGACGGAAAAAGAGGAAAUAUGAGGAAGAUUGCUGGGAUAAAAGACACUCAAGCCGUGAGCGCCGAAAACUUCGUCGUAGAGAUCGUUCCUAUGAACGCUAUGACUACAGAUCACGAUCAUGCAGUAAUGAUUCAAGAAAGCACAGAUCACGUCAUAACAGACACGGGUCCAGAUCUAGAUCCAGAUCUCGUAGCUACAGACCAGAGCGAAGUCGGGACCACUACAGCCGUCGGGAAAGAGACAGCGACCUCAGCAGCCAUUUUCAGUCCCGACAGAGCAGUCGCAGUCGACAUAACAGCCGCAGUCAUUACGCCAGCUCAGAGUACCAACAGACCACGCAUAGUCGUCAGAACAGUCGCAGUUCCAGCCGACGCCGACACAAACACAGGAAACACAAGAGGCGGAGCUACAGACAUCGACGACGCAGUUCGUAUGGUUCUAGUGAAAGUCCGGGUCGGGAAAGUGCGGAUAAGGGUCUGAAAGUGAGAGAUGAUGAAGAUGGACACCUGAUAUAUGCAGAGGGCGACGUACUGCAAGCUAGAUAUGAGGUGGUGUCUACUCUUGGCGAGGGAACAUUUGGGAAGGUCAUUGAAGUGAUAGAUAAACAAAGGGAUGGCCAACAUGUUGCUUUGAAAAUCAUCAAAAAUGUAGAGAAAUACCGUGAUGCUGCCAAACUAGAGAUCAUUGUCCUAGAAAAACUUCGGGAAAAAGACCCAGAAGGAAAAAAACUAUGUGUUCAGAUGUUAGACUGGUUUGACUACCAUGGCCACAUGUGUCUUUCCUUCAACAUGCUGGGCCUCAGUGUCUUUGACUUCUUGAAAGACAACAACUAUAUUCCAUAUGACUUGGAUCAAGUCCGCCAUAUAUCAUAUCAACUGUGCUACGCAGUACAAUUUCUUCAUGAAAAUCACCUCACCCACACAGACUUAAAGCCAGAAAACAUUCUUUUUGCCAGCUCAGACUAUGAUGUCACGUAUAAUGCAAAAAAGAAGCGAGACGAGCGACAUGUCAAAAGUACAGACAUACAGCUGAUAGACUUCGGUUCAGCCACCUUCGACCAUGAGCACCACAGUACUAUUGUCUCCACGCGACAUUACCGGGCACCGGAGGUUAUACUCGAGCUGGGCUGGUCACAACCCUGUGAUGUAUGGAGUAUAGGCUGCAUCAUGUUUGAGCUCUAUACUGGAUACACUCUCUUCCAAACCCAUGAUAACAAGGAACACCUAGCCAUGAUGGAAAGGAUUCUUGGAUCUCUGCCAUACAGGAUGACUAAGAAAACAAAAACAAAUUAUUUCUGGCAUGGUCGGUUAGAAUGGGAUCCGACCACGUCUUCCGGCAGAUACGUGCGGGAAAAUUGCCGUCCCCUCUAUCGCUACAUGAAAGACCCCAACAGUACCGAUCACCAGGAGCUGUUUGAUCUGAUUGAUAAGCUACUAAUGUACGAGCCCUCGGAGCGUCUUACGUUUAAGCAGGCGCUUAGGCACCCGUUUCUAGCUCCGUACUACGUCUCCGAGCGAGAUCGCUCCAGUCUCCUUGAUAAUGGGGCACCUAGCAACGGUUACCGCUGACAACCGCUUCCAUAGCUUAGUCGUUAUGAGUCUCUGAGCACUGUUUUUAUUUGUUGUGUACAAUUUGUAUUAGGAGAAACAUUUUUUUGUUAUAAGCAUAGGUGCCAUUAUUUUUGAUAUACCUCUGCUUAACAAAUUAACCAUUCAUUCAGUGUUUCAUUUUUUAUCUGAGUGAAAAUGUACAAAUUAAUAACAUUGAUAGCGUACAAAAUAAACUUGUUAAUGAUUUCACAUAGUGCUGAAAAUAUCUUUUACAGGUAAUUCACUGUCAAAAAGGCAGUAUGUAGUAUAAACAAAUGCAUACUUUCAUUGAGUUGCACUUUUAUGAAGGAUUUUACUUGUGUACAAAGACUUUUAUGACGUAGCAAACCGACUUGAGAUACAGGGUCUUAUUUCUGUGUGUUAUUGUGUGCAGUAUAAUAUCAUUGUAUUCAGCAUUUCAUUCUAAUGGAACUACAUGAUCCUGUUUUUUCUGUAUAUGUAUUUCAAGCAGUUAUCGAAACUAGACUUUUGGAUGAGCUAGCCCGAUUUCUUAUUUUGGGUAAGCUAGCCCGAUUUCUUAUUUUGGGUAAGCUAGCCCGAUUUCUUAUUUUGGAUGAGCUAGCCCGAUUUCUUAUUUUGGAUGAGCUAGCCCGAUUUCUUAUUUAACUAUUUGGCUUAAACAAUUGUAACAAGCUGUGCUUUAUAAAAUGCAGAAUUCAAACAAGCCCUUAAAAAUAUUGACAGCCCAAUGUUUGUGCGCAUAUGCUUAUUUCGAUCAUUUUAAUUUUGAUUAAUGAUCAUAGAGAUCUAUUGUUACUGCGCCAAAUGAAAUUGUCUGUAGCGAUGCCUAAUUGUUUUGUUCAAGGUUGUUUGUCUAAGGUUUAACAGUGAAUUGAUAGGUUAUCCAACCAUGUGUUAUUAUUUCUUAGCUUGUCUGUUAUUCAAAGAAAAAAAUUGAUGGUAUUGUCAUAGCCUAAGGUCCUUGGGUCGGCGUCGACAUGCAGACAGUUUACCCUUGGCUAUAGUUCAAAAAGACGUUCAGAUAUUCAGGAACAACUUGUUUCAAAUGUUGCCAUUGACAAUUCAAACAUCAAAAGCAAGACCCAUAACUCCGGCUUUAAUGAUUGUUGAGUUAUGCCCCUUGUUUUUACUAAAAUUAUGUUUACAAAUUAAACUGCUUUGAUUGGUCGCUGAAGUAAGUUAUUUACAGCUGGCGCUUGGUUUAUUGUCAGAAUUAUUCAAAGUAUGCUCAUAAAUGUUUUCCAUACAAAAAGUAUUCAACUGAAGUGAUAAUUCGAGUUGAAUUAUGUCUGAGCAAGUUAAACUAAAAACAGUUUACCUCUUUGAGUUAUGGUGCUGAUUUUAAACUAGUUGGAAUUGUACAUGUAUAUGUAAAACUGUUUCAUUCUUACUUACAUUUUCAAAUUCUUUCAAAAUGUCAUUGUUAUGACUUAUCUUUCUUAAAAAUCUUGUGAACACUAUUUAUGCACUUUUUAUGUCUUUAUAUAUAACUGUUGGGGGCUUGUAUUAAUCUAAAUUGUUCUAUGCACUGUUUUGACAGAGCUGACUUAAAAGUAAAACAUGUGUACUGUUUUGAUGGCAUUGAUGAAAGAAAAUAAUGAAAAAAACAUAAAUUUUUAAAUAAGAUUUCAUCAUUCAGAUUUUGUGUUUUUAUACCGUCCGGUUGUCAUAAGUUUCUCAUGUUUUAUUUCUUGUCUUCUUAAGAUUGUUAUUGUCAAAACCCGUUGACUCGAUAUUUGGGAGGCUCAGUAUUUUGGCAGGUCCCUGGGAUAUAGAGUCAACACGUUUCUACUGUAUAAAUAUAUAAACAUGUUGAUGUAUGAUUGGAACUUUGUGCAUAUGACGGAGUGAAUGGGAAAGGGUUCCAUCUUCUUCUCCAUCGAGGCCAGUAUGGGCACCUUUCUGCCUUCAUAGAAUUAAAGACUUAAGUCUGUCAAUGUUUUCUUUAGUUUUGAUUGAAACUUAAAAUAACAUUUUCACCUUCAUCCUCAGUAUAUUUAAACCAAUUCUCAUCCAUUUCCACAACUGUAAUUUCGCUUUUAAGUGAACACACAAUGGCAAAUAAACCCCCCAAUUUUAAUCUGCUCAAGGUCUUUAAAAAAAGCUAUUAUCAUGACCAAGGGACACAUUAAUUAGUGAGCGACUGUUGUUGUUUUUUACACAAUAUUGAACAUUAAUGUGGUACAUAACCUUUUACUUAUAAUGAAAUGCCCUAAAGAGAAGAGAAAAUUCCUGGGAAAAACAUAUACCAAACCAGAACUGCAAUUCAUGUAAGGUUAUUGUUGCUGUUUUAUUUUGUUUUACACUACUGUUAAUUUCAUUGCCUAUUGUCUAUGUAUGCCAAGGACUGUAUUAUAUGUAAAUAAUUGUAUAGAAAAUAACUCACCUUUUUAUUUAAUAUAUAUAAGUGCAAUUGAAUAUUAUUGAUAAAACGUAAGAAUGAUGAAACCAUGCUGAUGUGAUUUGUAUGUGUUUUGUAUGUGGUUGUGAAGAUGAGUAUCACUUUUUAAGACCCUUGAUAACUUACAAUAAACUUAAAAAAAUAUUUUCCAAACAUGAUAAAUAUUCUGGAGUAAAUAACAUUACCAAAGCAAUAUUUCAUGUUUUGUGAGAAGAAUAUUCCUGUAUAUUCUUGUCAAUUUGAAAAAAAAAUAGUAAGCAGUUAAUAUGAAUUUAAAAAAAUAAAAUUAUAAUGACUUGAAUAUCUAUCAUAUAAUGUUUGUUCAAUUGUUUCCUUAUUUAAGUAUAUUAUUGUUGAUUGAAACUUGUUUUGAAUUAAAAGAUCUUUCAGAUUAUGAUUUGAAUUAUUGCUUCCCAAGCUUUAGAACGCAAAUGUGUGCUAUGAAAGAUUGAAUGUUUAUCUGUAAAUAUUCUGUAUUAUACAGCUGUAGUUUUAUUGUUUUUGUGUUCAGAUAACGCUUGUUCCUCAAUAUAAUGUGUGUGAAAUUCCCUUGGAUUUGAGAAAAAAUGUUUUUAGAGAAAGUGUUUCGUUUAUAUGAUAAUUCUGUCAAGCCAUUACUUGUGAAAUAGCUUGAUUUAAAGAGCGAACUUGUGUUAUUCUAGUGUUAUCACUAGUUUUUGUCUUAGAAUAAUUGAACUACUAUUAAUUGUCAAGUCAAUGUAUUUUUCCCCUGUUGGUAAAGCUUGUUCGUUUGAUAUGGUAUAAAGAUCACGUUUCAACCUUUCAUCUAGUGAGUGUACUGUCAUGUUAUACGAAAUUUGCAGAUUUUGUUCAUUUAAACUAUGCUCUUGAGUAAAAAAUAUUAUUGGAAAA
Messenger RNA from Mya arenaria, 5003 nucleotides. RefSeq names its product dual specificity protein kinase CLK2-like. The coding region runs from base 5 to 1726 and encodes 573 amino acids. Gene Ontology annotation, cellular component: nucleus. NCBI's taxonomy places the organism in Eukaryota, Metazoa, Mollusca, Bivalvia, Myida, Myidae. The transcript is spliced from 15 exons. Gene Ontology annotation, biological process: protein phosphorylation. Gene Ontology annotation, molecular function: protein kinase activity; ATP binding. The record is from RefSeq and is a predicted model, not a curated record.